This is a messenger RNA of Striga asiatica, 642 nucleotides long. NCBI's taxonomy places the organism in Eukaryota, Viridiplantae, Streptophyta, Magnoliopsida, Lamiales, Orobanchaceae. The record is from the annotation of a GenBank genome assembly.
AUGCCGAGGCCGCAACCACAUCACCAACCACCCGAAACCACUGCACACCACCACCCACCACUGCCCCACCUCUGCCAUCACCACUGGCCGGAGGUCAGAGCAAUGGUCAACCCCAGACCCAACAUCAAAGGAACGGGGAAAAAGUAUGGAAGCACAGCGGAGCUUCGGCCGUCCGACACCAUCGCCGUCGAACAACCGAGGCACCAUCCACCCGACCAAAUUCGCCGCAAUCCUCCGCCCACCACCGCCCCGCCUCUGCCAUCACCACUGGCCGGAGGGCAGAACGAUGGUCCUCCCCAGGCCCACCAACAGAGGAAAAGGGAAGAAAACAGAGAACUCGGCGGGGAUUCGAAACCCACCUCCCUUUUGUCUGACCAGCAGUCGCUGGGAACCUCCGUCCAGAGCAAGGACUACAAGGAGGCGCCCUCGACGCCCCUGUUCGAGCCCGGUGAGCUCCAUACUUGGUUCUUCUGGAGGGCCGGCAUAGCCGAGAUCAUAGCAAUUUUCAUGUUCCUAUACAUUACGAUAUUGACGAUGAUGGGGCUCUCGAGGUCCGACAGCAAAUGCUCGAUGGUCGGGAUUCAGGGGGUUGUUUGUGCUUUUGGUGGCAUGAUCUUCGCCCUUGUUUACUGCAUCGCUUGA